Messenger RNA from Brugia malayi, 177 nucleotides. The record is from the annotation of a RefSeq genome assembly. Lineage: Eukaryota; Metazoa; Nematoda; Chromadorea; Rhabditida; Onchocercidae.
GCUUUAACGAUUCUCCUUGUUGGCAGAGGCUUGAGUAACAUAAUCCAUUAUGGUGCAGAGCACAACUUCACCGCUAAGCUAUUAGUUACUAUAUUCAUAGUUUUAGCCAUUUCUCUCAGUGCAUUUAUUAGAUUGUAUUUCAUUGGGAUUGGCAGUGAGAAAGUUAUUGCAAAAAUA